AUGCCUCGCCUUCCUCCCUCCGUGGCAAGAGGCAGUGGAGGCUGCAACGCCGUGGUGCAGGCGGAGGAUACCAAGAUGAAGCCAGAAGAGCGGCUUCUGCGCGACCUCUACGAACCUGAGUUGCGUGGAAAUGCCCUCGCUGAGCUCUCCAAGGUCCCUCUUUUGCCUUUCCUCGUCUGCUGGUUAUACAUCCCUGUGUUGGAAGAUCUGGCCUCCUCGAUCUCUAGUGAGCUGAUUGAUUCAGUAAUGGUGCUGAAAAGGGAGAUGUUUAAGAAUUUGGCUCCACUGAUGUGGCACUCUUUUGGAUCAAUUAUUAUCCUUCUCCGGGAAAUUUUGUCAGUCUACCCUGCACUUUCACCCCCAACACUAACGGCAUGUGCAUCGAGCCGAGUAUGCAACGCAAUUGCACUUCUUCAGUCUGUUGCAUCACACCCUGAGACUAGGACCUCCUUUCUAAAAGCUUACAUUCCCAUAUACCUAUACCCACUCUUGAACACUGUCAGCAAUGCUAGAUCUUUCGAGUCCCUGCGACUCACCAGUCUAGGUGUGAUUGGUGCUCUUGUUAAGGCAGAUGAUACUGAAGCCAUCGGUUUCCUGCUGCAAAGUGAAAUCAUUCCUCUGUGCUUGCGAAUCAUGGAAACAGGCAAAGAGCUUUCAAAAACAGUGGCCACUUACAUUGUCGAAAGGAUUGUGCUGGAUGAAGCUGGGUUACAGUACAUCUGUUUCACCGUGGAACGUUUCUUUGCGCUAGCCUCAGUUUUACAAAGCAUGGUGAUUUCACUAGCUGAACAACCCUCCGCCAGGUUGCUGAAGCACAUCAUCUGUUGCUACCACAGGCUGACUGAUCAUCCCCGGGCCCUUAGGGCACUGCGAAUUAGCUUUCCUGAGGCUCUCAAGAAUGGGACAUUCGACCACUGCCUCGAGGAUGAUCCCGUUGCAAGAAACUUCCUCCAACAACUGCUGGAUACUCUGGCUGCUCCUUGGGACGAAGCACCUGAUUCAGGACCAGGUUCCGCAGUGGGUGGAACACCUCAUGUUGGCCCAGGCUCCUCUCAGGCCGGACCAAGUCGCGUACGCCGUUGA
Miscanthus lutarioriparius is the source of this 1083-nucleotide messenger RNA. Lineage: Eukaryota; Viridiplantae; Streptophyta; Magnoliopsida; Poales; Poaceae. The record is from the annotation of a GenBank genome assembly.